This is a messenger RNA of Melopsittacus undulatus (budgerigar), 5226 nucleotides long. It is a transcript of the gene SLC12A9, whose product is annotated as solute carrier family 12 member 9. The record is from RefSeq and is a predicted model, not a curated record. Gene Ontology annotation, cellular component: membrane. Gene Ontology annotation, biological process: cell volume homeostasis; potassium ion homeostasis; chloride transmembrane transport. Gene Ontology annotation, molecular function: potassium:chloride symporter activity. Bases 37 to 2730 code for a protein of 897 amino acids. Lineage: Eukaryota; Metazoa; Chordata; Aves; Psittaciformes; Psittaculidae. The transcript is spliced from 13 exons.
UUUCGGGGGCGGAGGGGCUCGAGGCCAGGCCGGGCCAUGGCGAGCUCGGAGCGGAGCGCGCUGCUCACGUACCGCCUGUGCGGCGCCUCGGGCGAGGAGGAGCGGGGCCGGGAGCGCGGCCGGGCCACCGCCACCGCCGCGGCUCCCCGCAAGCUGCCCACCUUCCUGGGCGUUGUGGUACCCACGCUCCUCUCCAUGUUCAGCGUCGUCCUCUUCCUGCGCCUCGGGUUUGUUGUGGGCCAUGCUGGAUUAUACCAAGCCCUGGCCAUGUUCGCAGUGGCAUACUUCAUCAUUGGCAUGACAGUGCUGUCCGUGUGCGCCAUUGCCACCAAUGGGGCUCUGGAUGCUGGAGGAGCCUACUAUAUGAUUAGCCGUGCCCUGGGACCAGAGUUUGGGGGCAGCAUUGGGAUCAUGUUUUUCCUAGCCAAUGUGUGUGGCAGUGCCCUCUAUGUGCUGGGGCUGGUGGAGGCACUGGUGGACAGCUUUGGAAUCCCACUUGGGCAGAAAGUGGGCACUGGCAUCCAUGUCCUGCCCCAGAGCUACUGGUAUGAGCUGCUCUAUGGUACCGUGCUGCUGGCCCUUUGCCUCCUUGUGUGCCUUGUGGGUGCCUCCAUCUACGCCAAGGCCACCUUCCUCAUCUUCCUCAUUGUUGCGGGUGUCCUGAGCACCGUCCUUGUCAGCUUCUUUGCAACGCGGCCCUUCGGAGUACCAAUCCACAUCAAUGGCUCUAAGACUGAGAAUGGGAACUUCACUGGGUUCUCCCUCGCCACCCUGCAAGACAACCUGGGGGGUGGGUACGGGGUGGACUACACCACCGGGCAGAGGAUGAGCUUCAGCUCUGUCUUUGCGGUGAUGUUCAACGGCUGCACCGGCAUCAUGGCAGGCUCCAACAUGUCAGGGGACCUGAAGCGCCCAAGCUACUCCAUCCCACGGGGCACUAUUUCUGCUGUGCUCUUCACCUACCUCGUCUACAAUCUGCUGGCUUUCCUCAUGUGUGCUACAUGCAACAGGAUCCUCCUGCAGAAAGAUUAUGGCUUCUUGCGUGACAUCAGUAUCUUCCCGCCCCUGGUCACUGUGGGUAUCUACGCUGCCACCCUCUCCGCAGCCAUGAGCAACCUCAUCGGAGCAUCCCGCAUCCUCUAUGCCCUGGCCCGAGAUGAUCUCUUUGGCAGGGCGCUAGUGCUGGCCAAGAAGACCUCUGCCAAUGGGAACCCAGUGAUGGCCGUGAUCCUCUCCUGGCUGGUGGUCCAACUGGUGCUCUUCUCUGGGAAACUCAACACCAUCGCGGGGGUCGUGACCACCUUCUUCCUCCUGGUUUAUGCCACCGUCAACCUGGCCUGCCUGGCACUUGAGUGGGCAUCGGCCCCCAACUUCAGGCCCACCUUCCGAUACUUCACCUGGCACACAUGCCUGCUGGGCAUUGCGGGCUGCUGUGUCAUGAUGUUCCUCAUCAGCCCUGUGUCAGCCUCAGCAAGCCUGGGCUUUCUUCUCCUGCUUCUCCUUGCGCUCCACUACCUCUCGCCCAGCAGCACAUGGGGCUACAUCAGCCAGGCCCUCAUCUUCCACCAGGUGCGGAAGUACCUGCUGAUGCUGGAUGUGCGGAAGGACCAUGUCAAGUUCUGGCGCCCACAGAUGCUGCUGAUGGUGCAGAACCCACGUGGCAGUGCCCGGCUCAUUGACUUUGUCAAUGACCUCAAGAAGAGCGGCCUUUAUGUCCUGGGCCAUGUCGAGCUGCAGGACUUGGACAUGCUGCCUUCAGACCCACUGCAGUCCCAGCAGGACUCAUGGCUGAGCUUGGUGGACAAGCUGAAUGUCAAGGCCUUCGUCAGCCUUACCCUUGCACCCUCAGUGCGGCAUGGUGUCCGGCAGCUCCUCUUCACCUCUGGCCUUGGUGGGAUGCGCCCCAAUACCUUGGUGCUGGGCUUCUACGAUGAUGCAGCACCACAGGACGGUCUAGCCCAGCACCCUGCCUUCACCAACACCCGUGAGGAGAUCCCCCUGGGCUUCCCCCCACUGCGGGCACCUGCUGCCCCUAAGCUGCUCUCGGCCUGGGAAUAUGUGGGCAUCGUGGCUGAUGCCUUGAAGAUGCUUCGCAAUGUCCUGCUGGCCCGGCAGCUGGAGAGCCUGGACAAGGCCCAGGAGCUGCGUCGGGCUGCCAGUCCCUCACCUGCCAUCCACGUGUGGCCCGUCAACCUGCUGCGGCCUGACAGUGCCCGCUACGCUGACACCUGCAGCCUGUUCCUGCUGCAGAUGGCCUGCGUCCUCAACAUGGCACGGGCCUGGCGGCGGGCCCGCCUGCGCCUCUUCCUCUGCGUGGAGGCGGGUACCAUGCCCAAUGCCCAGGAGGAGAAGCUGCGCCAGCUCCUCAAGGACUUGCGCAUCCAGGCCCAGAUCCAGCUGGUGCCCUGGGAUGCUGUCACCCGUCUGCACUGGCAAACCUGCCAGGGACCCCCCGGGGGGCCUGCCGGGGCAACAGAGGAGGAGGAGGAAGAGACCAUGAACUUCCCAGCCAACACCACCCAAGUGUCAGAUGAGUAUGUGUGUGCUGCCAACAGACUCAUCCUGGAGCAAAGCCCCGCACCAGUCGUGCGUUUCCUCUACCUGCCACGGCCACCGGCCGACACCAGCCUGUACCCACUGUACCUGCACCAGCUGGAUCUGCUCACCCGCGGGCUGGGCCCCACAGUGCUGGUGCAUGGGGUGAGUGCCGUCACCAGCACCCAGCUCUAGAUCCCCUCCUAGGUCCCCCCCCCAGCUCCCUUCACCCUCCUUUGCCCAGUGCCUUUAGCAGCCUGAGCCCGGGGCUGUCCCCAGCCCCAGUACCCCCACCAUGGCAGGCAGGGGGCUCAGUGCCUCAUUCUGGGGGUGGGUUAUUUUUUGGGGCUGUCUCCUGCAGAGGAUGAAAGCUGCCCUGGCAGGAUCCAGGCACAGCCCUGGCACUGGCCAGGCAGCAUGGUGCAUUCACGGUGCCUUUUCUUUGGGGUGGUGGUGGGCGAUCGUGGGGUCCCAGGGGGUGCCAAGCACUGGGUACCCCAGUUUACCUGGAGCUCCUUGCUCAUAUAAUGUACCUCCCUCCCCAUGGCUCCCCACUCCUGCAACCCCCAGCCUCUCUUCUGACAGCUCCUCCAGGCACUCAGCCAGCACUGGGGAUUGAUUAAAGGCAGCCUCGACCUUGGUGCCCCAGCUCCUCGCCAUCCUCUCUGCCUUUCAUUAGGAAAAAUUAAAUGGAAAGAGGUGGGGGAGGGGAGCCCGGAUGCCUGGAUUCCCUGUGUGAGGCUGGGAAGUGGGGGGAGCAGCUGGGUGCUGGCCCUAAUGGCUAUGAAGUAUGGCACCCCAGAUCUUGCUUGGCAUCCCCUGUGCUGCUGGGGGGGAUGACCCAGAUAUUUCAGUCUGUAGGGCCCCCCCUCAAGGGGUCCGAACUCCUGGUCCUGGCAAGGAGCAAGAAAAAGAUUGGCUGGGAGGCAGCCUCAUCCAGUCACUGUGUCCCCUAGCCUUGUUCUGUGACCUGUUUCAUGGGACAUUGCUGUUUCCCCACACCCACCAUGACCUGCACAGGGAAGCUGCCCUUUCUGCUGCCCCCCCCUCUCAUUGAUUAGAGGAGGGCAGGAAAUUGCCUGGGUGCGGGACGAUAAAUCCAUCGGGCAGUUGGCAGGCAGGCAGUGCGCCUGUGCACUGCCUGAUGAAUUGCUUCCUAUUACCCCCCAGCACAGGGGGGGCUGCUCUUGGCCAGGCUGGGCUCCAGUGGUGGGGCUGCCUGGCACUGCCACCUGGCAACUCUGCCCAGCUGGAGGGUUGGAAAAAUGCAGGCAGCUGAGUGCUGCUGGGUGGUGGUGGGAGGUUUGCUCUGCACGUUUUGCAGUGGGUUGUGCUCAGAUUUGUGCCCAAAACCCCACCUCAGUGGGUGGCCAGGGGGCUAGACCUGGCUUUGGUCCCCCCAGCAGGAGGUGAGUGCCCCGGGUUGGGCACCGAACAGCCUGCAGGGCUUAUUUACAAACAGGCGUGAGCUGGCACAGGGCAGCUGGGCACCAGCAGGACCCGACGGCCUAUAAUGUUAAUUAUCACCACGUAAUUAAAAGCCCAUAAAAAGAGUCACACUUCAUUAAAUUAAAGCUUCCCCACACUGUGCCGGCGGGCUCUAGCAGAGUUAACCUUGGCUGUGCCAGGCACCAGCUCCACCGCAGCUGGCAACCUGCAGCUGGGGGUGUAUGGGACCUGAGGCUGGGAGUAAUGGCCCCACGCAGUAUUAUAGUAGUGCCAGCAUUGCACAUGCAUGGGCACCCCCCCAACACCUUGCAUCACCCCUGAGCCUCCUAUGGCUGAACAUACACGGGAAGAACACACAGCAUGGCAUGGACAUACAUGCACAUACCACCCCUGCAGACACACUGUCGCAGACACUGGGGCUUGGGCAGGGUCUGACACAGGUGCAUGCAUGCCCACCCAGAUGUGUGCACCCAGAUGUGCCUGACCAGAAAAGGCAGCAUCACACACCAGCACAACAGCUCCGGCACGGCAGCUCCAGCGUGGAACACCCACGCAGCGCACACCUACACAAACAACUUCUCUUCCUCCCAACAGACAUGCAGACAAACAGACACACACCCUGCGGCUGCUCCAGGCUCCCACCCAUUCCUGUGGGUGCCUGGGGAGCUGAUGGGCUGUGGGGAGAACACCCAUCUGUGCCUGCCCCCUCUGUGCCUCAGUUUCCCCAAGGACUAGGCUGUACUGGGGGUAAGAGGAAGGAGUGUGUCUGUGACCUCCAAAACCUCCUGGUACCUGGGUGCUGUGUCUCAGUGAUGCUGUGCUGAGGUCUGGAGGGGAUAAAAAUGGUGGGUGGGCCCUGCCAGCACACAAGGAGGGGCACGUGUCCGUGGGGUGCACGUGUGUGUACCUCUUAAGGGAGCACGUGCCAUGCUGAGGGCUAUAUGUGUACAAAAGGGGUGUGUGCAUGUGCACAAGGGGUAGCUAUAUGUGUGCAUGCAUUGGGGUGUGUAUGUACCCACCCCUAGGCAUCUUGCUCUGAUCCGCACACAAGCUUGAGGGUGAGGGGAGCCAGGGGAGAGCACACACCUGUGAACACAGGCUGUGCAAACUGGCACACGUGUGUGCCCAGCACCCCAAGGCACUGCCCCCGAGUGGGCUGUGGGGGGCAGGGGCUGGCCGGGGCGCUGCGGGGGACAGGCACUGGUGGGUGCCCGUGCCCCAGCCCCGUGGGGGUGGGCAGCC